UGUGUGUGUGUGUGUGUGUGUGUGUGUGUGUGUGUGUGUGAACUUGGUGCUCUGUCCACAACUUUCAGUUGCCCUCUGCCUCCUCAGAAUGUCACAACGAGGACAGCAAGUCUUCCUGAGAACCAACGAGCCGCCUGUGUCCUCACAUGCCUUUCAGUGCUGAGUGUCAGUAGCUCACAACUGCACCAUUCCAAUGCAGAGGCAGCGAGGCCACGAUUCGUCCGACACACACCGUGUUAGCGUCCAGACGGAUAUGUGGAGCCAAACUAAUUGAUGAUCAGAUUCAGGACGUUUUGACUGUCUCAUUUAUGCUGAUGGAUGGGUCAAUCGGAGUGAGAGAACGAAGGAACAGACAAACUUUCCUGCAGGAUGCAUUGCUGCGGCUGGCCUCCAUUGUUGAUGCCUACAGCCUCCGGGAGGCCAUUAAAGAGACACUGGAAGCUGUGCUACCGAAAGUGGAGAGUGUGUUCGUGUAUCUGCUGGAGGCCGAGUCUCAGAUGCGAUGUGAAGAUCCACCUCAUGACCUUCAUGCAGAAGGCAAGCUCAGGGAGGUGUUGGUGCAGAAGAAGAGAGCAGUGUGCGUCGGUCUGCCAUCCACAGAGCUGCAAGAGAAGCAGAGGACAAGCCUGGCAGCGCCUCUCCCACCUGAGAAGCGAGUUGUGAUCAUUCCGUUGGUGGAUGAAGAUGAAGACAAGGUCAUGUCUCUUAUUUUGGUUUGUUGUCGUCAGCUCACUGACCAGGAUGAGCAGAACCUUAAUCUUCUGGAGAAACAUCUCAUCGUUGCAUGUAAAAGAGUCCAGGUGAUACAGAGGAGUGUGACACAGCCAGCAACCCAAUCCCACAAUGCACCACUCAACACUGAUACUGCGAACAAGGAGAAAGACUACAGAGAACUGGACCGCAAGAUUCUGCAGCUCUGUGGUGAGCUGUAUGAUCUGGAUGCAGCAUCACUUCAGCUCAAAGUCAUCAACUAUCUGCAGAAAGAGACCCAGUCUCAGUGCUCCUGUUUGCUGCUGGUGUCUGAGGAUAACCAUCAACUAUUCUGUCAGGUGGUUGGGGAUAAAGUUCUGGAAGAAGAGAUCAGCUUUCCUCUGAUGUUUGGACGCUUUGGGCAGGUGCUGGAGAAAAAGAAAUCCAUCACCUUGCAGGAUGUUAGCCAGGAGGAGAGAAGGCAGCUCAGCAGUAUGUUGGGGUUUGAAGCUCACUCCAUGCUGUGUGUGCCUGUUGUCAGUCAAGCUACUACCCAGGUGGUGGCGCUAGCAUGCGUCUUUAACAAGAAGGGAGGGCAGAAAUAUUCAGCAGCAGAUGAACACAUGAUCCAGCACUGUUUCUGUUACACCUCUACCGUGCUCACCAGCACACUUGCCUUCCAGAAGGAGCAGAAACUAAAGUUUGAGUGUCAGGCUCUACUUCAGGUGGCCAAAAAUCUUUUCACACACCUCGACGAUGUGUCCGUUCUACUGCAGGAGAUCAUUGUGGAGGCUCGGAACCUGAGCAACGCUGAGAUUUGUUCAGUGUUCCUGCUCGAUCGUGUCAGUCAUGAACUUGUGGCCAAAGUGUUUGAUGGUGGCGUAGUGAACGAUGAUGAGAAGGAGUUCCGUAUCCCAGCGGAUCAGGGCAUUGCUGGUCACGUGGCCACUACAGGAAAAAUCCUCAACAUUAAGGAUGCAUACUCACACCCACUUUUCUACCGUGGCGUGGACGACAGUACGGGUUUCCGCACACGCAACAUACUGUGUUUCCCCAUCAAGGACGAGAACGGAGAUGUUAUUGGUGUUGCUGAGUUGGUGAAUAAGACAAACGGUCCGUGGUUUAACCGGUUUGAUGAGGACCUGGCCACGGCCUUCUCUAUAUACUGUGGGAUCAGCAUCGCACAUUCCCUGCUGUAUAAGAAGGUACACGAGGCUCAGUUCCGUAGUCACCUGGCCAAUGAGAUGAUGAUGUACCACAUGAAGGUAUCUGAGGAGGAGGUGAGCAGGCUGCUGAUGAGAGGAAUUGAAUCUGUACACAGCCUCCACCCGAGCUUCUCUCAGUUCACCUACACACCCCGCUCCCUGCCUGACGACACCACACCAAUGGGAAUCCUGAGCAUGUUUGAGGAUAUGGGCUUCAUAAACACCUACAAGAUUGACUUGCACACUCUGGCCAGGUUUUGUUUGAUGGUGAAGAAGGGAUACAGGGAUCCACCCUACCACAACUGGAUGCAUGCAUUCUCAGUCUCUCACUUCUGCUACCUGCUUUACAAGAACCUGGAGCUCAACAACUACCUCAAGGACAUUGAGAUCCUCGCUCUCUUUGUGUCCUGCAUGUGUCAUGAUCUGGACCACCGAGGAACAAACAACUCCUUCCAGGUGGCCUCGAAAUCUGUUCUGGCAGCCCUUUACAGCUCUGAAGGAUCAGUUAUGGAGAGACAUCACUUUGCUCAGGCCAUUGCCAUCCUGAACACACAGGGCUGCAACAUCUUUGAGAAGUUCUCCAGAAAGGACUACCAGAGGAUGCUGGACCUGAUAAGAGACAUUAUACUGGCCACUGAUUUGGCUCAUCACCUGCGCAUCUUUAAAGACCUGCAGAAGAUGGCAGAGGCUGGGUAUAACCCGAAGAGCCAGACGCACCGCAGCCUGCUGUUAUGCCUACUGAUGACCUCUUGUGACCUCUCGGAUCAGACCAAGGGCUGGAAGACCACCAGGAAGAUCGCUGAGCUGAUCUACAAAGAGUUUUUCUCUCAGGGUGAUCUGGAGAAGGCGAUGGGGAACAGGCCCAGUGAGAUGAUGGACAGGGAGAAGGCGUAUAUCCCUGAGUUACAGAUCAGCUUUAUGGAACACAUCGCAAUGCCCAUCUACAAGCUGCUGCAUGAGAUUUUCCCACGUUCAUCAGAACUCUAUGAGCGUGUGGCAGCGAAUCGUGAGCAGUGGACCAAAGUUUCACACAAGUUCACCAUCCGCGGUUUACCCAGCAACAACUCACUGGACUUUCUGGAUGAAGAGUAUGAGCUGAUGCAGGCACAGGGAGCAUUUGGGGAUGACAGUCACCGCAUGAAUGGUUGCCUAGACGAUGAGUGCAGCAAGACAGACCAAUGAAAUGCCUGGAAGUGCAAGGCUUUCACUCUGAAACAGUAGAUGUUACGCCUUUGUGUCAGCUCAGAGUACUGCAUUGUAGAGGGAACAGACUGGGAUGUGGUGAGACAAUUGUCAAGACACUGGAGUUUCGUGGAUGGAGCUGAUAUGCUGCAGAUAAUGAUGUCAUUUCCUGCCAUUUGAACCAUUUGGGCAAACAGAACACUUCACUUGUCAUGGGAUCGGGAGCAGAGCCUCGUGUUUUCUUGUCGAGUAGUUCAAUAUGUUCUUUAAUUAUUUACUUAAUGUUUUGAUAGCUGAACAAAGCCUGCGUGUUUGAUUUUAUAUAUAUUUUCUGUCCUGCUGUAACAGAUCAUAAACUCCAUCCAAAUGUACAGAAGUGAAUUUUAGUUUAUAAAACAGUCUACAGGAAAUGUUUGAGUAAGUAUCGCUGUAGAAAUGUUAUUGUCGCAAGCUAGCUCUCUAAUUUUACGCACAGAAUGAGGGUUUUUUUUUUUAUUUAAACUGUAAAGACAAUCAAACCAUUAGACAUCCUUUACUUCCCUUUUUCCAUCCUUGUGAAUGCAAUUUGCUGUGAUGAGAGAAAACUCAAGACGAGGUGAGAUUUUAGUGAACAUCAUCGACACAGACACACGCGAGCGUUAGUAAAGCAUUCAACGCUAGUAAUUUAACAAAGCUGAUUGAUGUGACUUUUGUCCCAGAUAUUUAAAUCUUUCUCCUGCUGAAAGUUUGCCCUCAAUCCUUCAUCCUGUCACAUGACUCAGCCUCAGUUCAGGUAAGCCAAAAAUUCUGCACUCAUUUUCCCAUCCGGAAUUCCCACCACAAGCUCCUGUUGGAAGACUGAAUUAUGGCUAUAUUUAUGAGAUGAGAAAGUUAACAUGAUUUAACUGAACACUGUGUAGUUCAGUGUUUAUUAUGACAGUUGACCAAAAGACUGCGAGUUAAACUGAGUUUAAAGCCACUUCAGUGCAAAUCUCGUGAUUUCAUCACACCAGUGGUGUUCCGACUUCUUGUACAUAACGUUAUCAGAGGAAUUUUAAGGGCUAUGGCGCCCUCUGAGGCAUAUGAAGAGGUUUAUUUCUCAGGCAGAAAACAGAAUUAUGUAUAAAUAUGGAUUUGCCUUAUCACGUAUGUGUUGCCUUUUUAAGUAGUUAAACACUGUCUAUACACAUACACAGUUUUAAAGCUAUACAGCUCAGUGUGUGCAGGCGUAUUAACAUAGGUGUGAAAGUCAAACUCAAGGCUAACUUAGAGUUUGCUAGCGUAUGAGCUAGUGUGAGGUAUGAAAUGGACUGCAGUAAUAAAUCUCUAAUAUAAUUAAUACAAGUUUAAUAUGUUUGUUAUUAAUAAUGUAAAAAAUUAGAAUUAAUUUCAUUUAAUUCAUUCAUUAAUUCAUGUUCAGUGAGUGCUUUAUCCCGAUCAGGAUCACAUCCUGAGAACACGGGGAGUGAGGCAAGAACACAUACCGGAUUGAUUGACAAAUUCCUGGUGUUUUCAUAUACAGUACAGGUUCAGGUAUUGAUCGGGGUUUGGAAAACUGCCAUCUUUCAUUUAUUAAAAAAAUGUAAAAAGCUUAAUUAAAAAUAAAAAGGAAUCAAAUUGAAUUCAGUCUAAAAAGCAGUUUUAAAAAUUCUGAGAACAUUAUGUAUGCUCAGGCAGACCAUCUAAAACAAGAAUCAUAAUAAUCUGCCUAUUUCAUCAAACUCUAGUAAUCUUUAGUUUUUGAUUGUCCAUAUAAUUGCAGAAUCAUUAGACGAAAGAGUGCCAAGACUUUCUCACCUCUGACAACAUGGCUGCCACCUCAGCUUUCCAUGUGUGAUUUACUACUGAAAGCCACAAAGCUCAUCAUAUAAACUAAUUUCCAUGCACUAUGAGCCAAAUUUUUUAAAAACAUCUAAAAAAAAGUUUUAUUCCAGAUCCAGCUCGUUUUGUUAAACAUAAUCACUUGAAUUUUUAUUGUUCCAAUGAUUUUAUCACAUUUCCUACAUUUCUCCGUGCUGUAAUAUAACAUUAUCACACACAGGACCGUGAGUCGUCAGCUUCAGCUCUCGUGUGCAAUUAUGUCCUUACUUUCUGCAACAUGUAAAUAACGUGUUUUUAAAUUAUUACUUUUUACAUCAUACUUUUACUGAACAUAUUUUCUGGUAUUUCUUCGUAUCUGUAGGUGGAAAUGAAUUUUGCUUUUUCCUGUUUGUUUUUUUUCUUCACUAACAAAAAGGUUUCUCUCGUGCCAACCCCGUCACUUAAAAAAAAAGAUUAAUUUUACUGUAAAUAUGAAUUUAAAGAAAUGUUUAUGUAAUUAACAGAUGUUUAAAAAAGCAAGUUAUUUUAUCUAUUUAAACAGAGCGUAUGUAAUGACAGUACUGGUGGUCUUUCUUCACCAUCUCUAUCGUUCUUUACUAUCACUAAAAGGGUUUAAAACAUGAAAUUUAUAACAAGUGUAAUUUUAGGGCUACUCAUGACAAAAAUAAAUAAAAUACAUGACUAGCUUCACCUUCAGCAUUUAGGGUUAAAAAAAAAAAAACCUCAGUGAUCAUUUGAUCAACAUUUCACCUCUAGUUAGUCCCAAUAAAAAAUUAAUUAAAAAGAAAAACACUCAUGAAUUAACCGACAUUGUGGGAUUACAGUGGCACUGGUGAUUCUGCUUUAUUUCUGUUCUGUACUGAAGUGUUGGUUUUGCUGGUCGUGGCCACGAGUGAACACUGUGUACAUAAUGUACAGCUGUGUGUCUUUAAAAAGACAUUUUCUGUCUCUGAAAUGGAGAAAAAGCCACAGUUACAGUUAUCAUAAAAUGUAUGAAUAUAAAAAUUGCAGUGAUUUUUUUUCAAAAUAAAUUUCCUAAAAUGUCAA
Messenger RNA from Neoarius graeffei (lesser salmon catfish), 5924 nucleotides. It is a transcript of the gene pde2a, whose product is annotated as cGMP-dependent 3',5'-cyclic phosphodiesterase. The record is from RefSeq and is a predicted model, not a curated record. Gene Ontology annotation, molecular function: 3',5'-cyclic-GMP phosphodiesterase activity; 3',5'-cGMP-stimulated cyclic-nucleotide phosphodiesterase activity; protein homodimerization activity. The coding region runs from base 309 to 3077 and encodes 922 amino acids. Gene Ontology annotation, cellular component: nucleus; synaptic membrane; mitochondrial inner membrane. NCBI's taxonomy places the organism in Eukaryota, Metazoa, Chordata, Actinopteri, Siluriformes, Ariidae. Gene Ontology annotation, biological process: regulation of mitochondrion organization; positive regulation of gene expression; cGMP catabolic process. The transcript is spliced from 32 exons.